UGGCGAUUCAAUACUGUGAAAUAUAUUUAAUCCUGAGGUGGAAAAAAGCCGAUGAGUAGCAAAGCAAGAAUUCAGAACACUGGGAAAAGGGUCAGUUUUUAGAACACAUUCCCCUGGGUGCUCUCCGCGUUCUCCAUGCCAGCAAAUAAGGCACAUAUACAAAGGGAUACCUAAACUUAUUCACAAGCAUAUACUAAUGAACAUACAGCACAAAUUAACGUAUUCAAUAACCACAUUCCUUGAAGCUCCAGGGAAAUCAGCACUUUUGUCCUUCCUUACCAGCCCUUGACCAGGCGUGACCUCUCCCCCGUGGCCUGGCGUGCGAGGCGGCCCAUGGCGGGGGAGGCGAGCAUGCCGGCCGCACCUCUCGCUCUGGUCCUCAUCCUGGGCCUGGCUGCUGCUCGAGGAUGGGGCUUGCGGCUGUCCAGCGUGGAGGUUCCCCCGGUCGUGGCGUCGGGUUCCCGGGUGGUGCUGACGUGCAGCUAUGAACACAGCGAAGAGCUUCCCCAGGCUCUCUACUCCGUCAAGUGGUAUCGUGGCGUAGACCAGUUCUACGAAUACCUUCCCGGUAGAAGUCCAGCCAUGAAGGUGUUCCCUGUGGAGGACAUAGAAGUGGAUGAAACCCACAGCAACCUGACGAGCGUCGUGCUGACGGGCGUGACCAGGGGCUCCUCAGGCACCUACCGCUGCGAAGUCCUCGGCGACAAGCCCUACUUCGAGACCGACGACCACGCCCAGAAUAUGACGGUUGUUGACGUGCCGGCGUGGGGCCCACACAUCACGGGCGUGUCGCACGGCAUGAGGGUCAACCCCGACGACGUGGUUAACGCCCAGUGCGAGCUCGACCUGUCUGACCCGCCGGCCGACUUCACCUGGCUGGUCAACCACAAGGAGCCGCCCUCGCCCUUCCAGGUGUCGCAGGGCAGGCCGACCGGCAAGGACAACCGGCUAGUGCAGAUGUCGGAGCUUCAAAUCUUGCCGUCGAAGUCAUCCUUCGAGCGCGGAGCAAUGACCAUCAGCUGCGAGGUGCGCGUGUCAACUGUGUACCAGAGAAUCGUCAACGUUAGCCUCAUCAACGCGAACUGGCCACAGCCCGCGGGGGUCGGCUGGUUCUCUGCAGGGACAUCGGCGCGUCCUUGCCUUGGAGUGAUCCUCGGGAUUCUACUCCUGCGCCUCCUGUGACGACGUUACGACGACGAAGCCACAGCACAGGAGCGGAGUAUGUCGCCGCUCCUCGAUCCUGAGUGACGACGCUGGUCCCCUCCUCACCGGCGCACAAGACCAGCUGAAGACAAUGUACUUGCAUAUACUCUUGUGCUGGUGUCUGUCUCUGUAACGUAUAUGUAACGCUCUGUAAACUUACUGUUCGACGCUGCAAUAAGCUGACUGCAUGUUCUUGUUCGUGUGAGGAUGUGGUGACGGUAGAUCUCCCCCCCCCCCCCCCCCCCGCGUGUCGGCGUAACGGCGUAACGGGGUCACGUGACGGCCAUAGCGGCAGUGCCAAUUGGACUUUGUGUACAUAUCAGUUAAUCAACGAAGUGAACAGAAUAUUCUUUCAGUAAGGCAGGAUAGAUCUUUCGUAAACUUAUGUGCAGGCAAACGUAUGUAUACACGCAAUACAGGUGUAACUGUGAAAUAUACAUAUCUUUCCUGUCUAUUCUACACUCUCUCUGCAUAUGAUAAAAACACAAACUCAUUUCGUGUAUGAGUGUGUGUACACACACACUCAUACACACACACAAACAAACAAACACAGACACACACACAUAUACAGAUAGAUAGAUAGACAGAUAAUUUCAUAGAUACACGCAUAAACAUACAAAUAUUCACACACACACAUACGCUGACAUACAAACAAAACCCUUUGUCCGAACGUCUAAAGGAUCGGAUAUCCUUAGUAACAACGUUAGUUUGUCACAGUAGAACGUUCAUAAUUCUUGGAACUUUUGCUUAAUGUAUAUUUUUGUUACAAUUAUUGUUGGGAUAAUUUCCAUGAAAGCUCCCCCAUACGUAAAUCCACAGCAUUUUCCCGUCACUCC
Penaeus chinensis is the source of this 2039-nucleotide messenger RNA. RefSeq lists its product as uncharacterized. The coding region runs from base 334 to 1182 and encodes 282 amino acids. Lineage: Eukaryota; Metazoa; Arthropoda; Malacostraca; Decapoda; Penaeidae. The record is from RefSeq and is a predicted model, not a curated record. The transcript has 6 exons.